This is a messenger RNA of Oncorhynchus masou masou (cherry salmon), 1875 nucleotides long. Its product is annotated as forkhead box protein D1-like. Gene Ontology annotation, biological process: anatomical structure morphogenesis; regulation of transcription by RNA polymerase II; cell differentiation. The record is from RefSeq and is a predicted model, not a curated record. The transcript has a single exon. Lineage: Eukaryota; Metazoa; Chordata; Actinopteri; Salmoniformes; Salmonidae. Gene Ontology annotation, molecular function: RNA polymerase II cis-regulatory region sequence-specific DNA binding; DNA-binding transcription factor activity, RNA polymerase II-specific. The coding region runs from base 331 to 1347 and encodes 338 amino acids.
UCCUUCGCCAUGUGAUCAGAGCACUGGUAUAAAGCGCGAUGGAAGAUCCGCCCUCUUUAGGAUUCAGGUUCGGCCUUUUUCAGGUCCUUUAAACACACUUCAAACUACCAUCCGAAUGGUGCGCUACUGAAAAACGAAAAAAUCCCUAAAACACAUGAAAGUGCUUGGAAAAAGGGACAUCUCUUACCGCCGGCGUGCUCCUCUCAUCCCCUCAUAUGAGUUGUCUUGAAAGAGGGCAGAGUAGCACGGGCAGCAUCUCCUCUUCCUAUCCGCCGUAGCUUCUGGGAGCGCACAGCACAGUGCAGCGCUCUGCAUAACCAGCCGUGAGCCAUGACUCUGAGCUCCGAGAUGUCGGAUGCCUCCAUCCUUUCGGAAGAGACCGACAUCGACGUGGUCGGCGAAGGGGAGGAUGGGGACAGCCAGACGCGCUCCUACGUAGACGAGGUGGCGCAGAUGCACGAUGAUCUCCUGGCUGGCUCCCCGCCAUGCCUAGACAUCUCCUCGUCCCGGGAUCCGUACAAACCAGCCAGUAAGAACAUCCUGGUGAAGCCCCCAUACUCCUACAUCGCCUUAAUCACCAUGUCUAUUCUCCAGAGCCCCAAGAAGCGGCUCACCCUCAGCGAGAUCUGUGAUUUCAUCAGCAACCGUUUCCCGUACUACCGGGAAAAAUUCCCCGCGUGGCAGAACUCAAUCCGACACAAUUUGUCACUAAACGACUGUUUCGUCAAGAUACCGAGGGAACCCGGAAACCCCGGGAAGGGGAACUACUGGACCCUAGAUCCAGAGUCUGCCGAUAUGUUCGACAACGGUAGCUUUCUGAGACGACGGAAACGCUUCAAACGACAGCAGCAGCAGGACUUGCUGCGGGAGCAUAACAGUUUUAUCCCCGCUGCUGCGUACGGCUAUGGACCUUACGGCUGCGGCUACGGUAUCCAGCUGCAGUCCUACCACACACACUCUGCGCUUUUCGCGUUUCAGCAGCAGCAACAGUCCAGGCAUUCACACACUGGGACCAUUAUCUCGGCACCGUCCUUGCCCACCUCUAGUGACUUAGCGAGGAGCAGGUUUUUACCCCAGCUCAGUCCCAGCCUGGUUUCACCCAUACACACUGCAGCCAAGUCCAGCUCGCCUGUCCAGCGCUCUACCUUCUCCAUAGAGAGUAUCAUUGGGAGUUCGCUGAGCCCUGCGCACAAUCACUGUGCUUCGCGGACUUCUACUGUUCCAAUGUUAUCGUCUUCCCUCGCGCCACAGUCGCCCAACCAGCCGCUGAGUAUGCACCCAGGAACUGUUUUACACAUGGUCGAGAACUUUCCCAACAUAAUUCUGAACGGUACUAGUGGCUGUUAAUUUCUAUAAACUAACUUACAAGUUUUCAAGAAACACAAACAAAAACGCCCCCUCUUUGAAGGUAGGAUUAUUUUUGUAUGUUUUUUGGUAACACGCAGCUGAAUGAUGGACAUUAACACUAUUCGUGCCAAUUCAUUCUGUAAAAAAAAUAUUAGGCUAUAUUUAUGUUAAUACAAUUUUAGUGUCAAUCUAAUUUUCUCUACACGAACUUUCAUUGUUUAUGAAGUGAUUCAUUUAAGUCUAGGGCGUCUCAGGAUAUCGACUAAAUGAAAGGUUAUACGUGAUCACGUCUCAAACAAUGUAUAUUGUGUCAAACACACUCAUGUUUUUUAGUUUGGCAUUUUUUUUUUACUGUUUUGAUUUGUGCUCUGUAUUUAAAAGACACAAAGAUGAAGGUCAUUCAUUUAUAUGCAGUGUGUGCUUAUUUCAGUAAUAAAACAUUGUACAUUAUUUGGCAAGUAUUGUAUAAUCGGAGUGUGAUAUUUUUUACACGGUUUGUUUUUCAAUGAGAAUAAAUAUUGUUUUACA